Messenger RNA from Colius striatus (speckled mousebird), 3540 nucleotides. RefSeq names its product ectonucleoside triphosphate diphosphohydrolase 1 (gene ENTPD1). NCBI's taxonomy places the organism in Eukaryota, Metazoa, Chordata, Aves, Coliiformes, Coliidae. Gene Ontology annotation, cellular component: plasma membrane. The transcript is spliced from 10 exons. The coding region runs from base 125 to 1666 and encodes 513 amino acids. The record is from RefSeq and is a predicted model, not a curated record. Gene Ontology annotation, biological process: nucleoside diphosphate catabolic process. Gene Ontology annotation, molecular function: GDP phosphatase activity; UDP phosphatase activity.
GCCACUAAAUGGACCACUAAAGCGCCCAUUUUCAUGAGCACCUCUCGCUGAGGCAGCUCAGAGCCGGCAGAGGCCGAAAGAGGAAGAGGGGGAGAGAAGGAGGAGGGAGCGAGCCCCGGCACUGAUGGACGAGCCAAAGGUCACAGGCACCAAACCAAAGAUGUCCUGGACAAGAAAGAUUCUACUUAUCCUGGGAUUCCUCUCUACUUUGGCUGUAAUUGCUUUAAUUGCUGUAGCGGUGACCCAAAACAAGCCACUUCCGAAGAAUAUAAAGUAUGGGAUUGUGCUGGAUGCGGGGUCGUCUCACACUAACCUGUACGUGUACAAGUGGCCAGCAGAGAAGGAGAACGACACUGGGGUGGUGCAGCAGGUGGAGGAGUGUAAAGUCGAAGGCCCUGGGAUCUCAGGUUACUCCCAUGCCACAGAGAAGGCAGGUCCCUCUCUGGCACAGUGCCUACGACAAGCAGAAGAGGUGAUUCCCUCAAAGCAGCACCAAGAGACACCCGUCUACCUCGGAGCAACUGCUGGCAUGCGACUUCUCAGCUUGCAGAACAAAAGUGCAGCUGACAGAGUCUUGUCCUCAGUAGAGAAGACGCUACGCUCAGCUCCCUUCAACUUCCAGGGUGCCAGAAUCAUCAGUGGUCAGGAAGAAGGAGCCUAUGGAUGGAUCACCAUUAACUACCUGUUAGGCAAUUUCAAGCAGUCUGGCUGGACAAAACUUCUACAUUCUCUGAAAUCCAUAAGUGAGACAUCAGGAGCAUUAGACCUUGGAGGAGCCUCAACACAGAUCACCUUUGUACCAAAUGAACUCUCUUCUGAAUCCCCAGAGAACCUGCUCUACUUCCGUCUCUAUGGCAAGGUUUACCUAGUGUACACGCACAGCUUUCUCUGCUAUGGGAAGGACCAGGCUCUGCAACAGAAACUGGCCAGAGACCUACAGACCGUGGAGAACAGCAGCCUCCUUGAUCCAUGCUUUCACCAGGGGUAUCAGAGGACUAUAAAUAUAAGUGACCUCUUCAAAAACCCUUGUAUAUCACCCAGGACAAAACAGUUCCCUUUCAGCCAGCUGUACAUAGAGGGAGAGGGGGAUUAUCAAAAGUGCCGAAGAAGCAUCCAAGAACUCUUUAACAAAACCAAUUGUCCUUACUCCAGUUGCUCCUUCAAUGGGAUAUACCUACCUCCAUUACAAGGGGAUUUUGGGGCUUUUUCUGCUUUCUACUUUGUGAUGAACUUUUUGAACCUGACCAGUGAACAAAGCCCCAUUGCCCUGGACAAAGUGACCAGUGUCAUUGAGAGCUUCUGCGCCCGGCCUUGGCAUAAGGUGAAGACAGCAUAUCACCAAAUAAAAGAAAAGUACCUGAGUGAAUAUUGCUUCUCUGGAGCCUACAUACUCUCUCUCCUGGAAAAUGGCUACGAAUUCACUGAAAAGAACUGGCAAAGGAUCCACUUCCUUGGAAAGAUUGGCAGCAGUGAUGCAGGCUGGACUCUGGGCUACAUGCUGAACCUGACCAACAUGAUCCCCGCAGAGGAGCCUGCUGUGCCACCUCUUUCCCAUGGCAGCUACGUGGGACUGAUGGUGCUAUGCUCCCUUGUGCUGGUCUCUGUGCUCCUGUUUGCCUGGCUUCUCUACCACAAGCCCAAGUGCCUGCAGAAGGGUAUUGUUUAGAAAGGGCCUUGAGGGGAGAGGGGCCAUGUCACCUUGGCUGCUCAGGGCUAGGAGACCCGGGCAGAGCAGACUGUACUUCAGAGCCUCUCUCACCUCUCACCGAAGCUACUGACUGUCUACAACAAGGGCAUUUAUUUCUUCUGACUCUCACUUGCACUGACAAGACAUUGGGCCAUCAGGCUCACCACCUUUCUCUGCCAAGGACAGACAAGUGGAUGUCCCCUCCUUGAAUGGGUCGUACUUUCAUUCAAUGAAACUUUGCUGCUUGUUGGGUUUUGCCUUGUGCACAGCAUUAUAAAGAGAAAAGUGGCAGCAAUCUUUGGGAGCUGGUGCUCCUGCAAGGGUAAUCUCAGGGUCACACAUCCCACUGAGCUCUUAGGAGCAAUCACACACAGAGUGAUCUUGCUCCUCCACUGAAGCCGUUCCCGAGAGCCGUUCCCACACCAGCACACCUCUGCUCACCUCCCCGUGCCCUGAGCCUGCACUCGGCUGCCAUCUGCACCCAGCUGCCCCCCAAGGCUGGCCAGCCUCCCAAAUGCCUCUCUGGGAAAACAAGGGAUGAGGAUGAAGAAACUGAGUGUGCUGGUGGACCUCAGCCCUUAGAUGGGCAAGGGUGGCAAGAAGCCUCUUUCCCACGUCUUCCUGAUGUUGUUGCUGGACCAAAGCUGGCUCACUGUUACACUGAGCCAUUCCCAUGUCCCUAGGGUACAUCAAGACAUGAGUUCCCAGCCAGGCAUUGCUGAUUUUUGUAGGAACAGCUCAUACUAGCCAAGGACCCUUGACCAGUAGCGAGUGCUUAUGCCCACAGGGAAUCUGAUGUGAUCGGCGUUCCUACAGGUGUAAACCCACUAAAGCAAUCCAUUGUCACUGUGCUGAUGAUACAGCAGCCCUCUGAUCUAGGGAAAGUAUUAGGUCAUGUUCCUCUAGAAAUAGACAGCUAACAGCAGAUAAUCAGAAGGAGCAAGCACAGAUUGAACCACCCUUUCCACCAGCAAAAUCACAAUUUGCAUUCCCUUCCCUCAUGGCUUAGGCUUGUCCCAUGACCACAGGACCCAGGGCUUGUGAGUACACAUACUGCAGAUCAUCUAGCACACAACCAGGGCAAUGCCACCAAUCAGGUUUAUGAAUCGCUUUCUUCCCUUUUUCAUUCCUUGGUCCAAAAAAGUAAGAGAGGUAAGUCAGCAAUCAAUUUUUAUAAAACCGCUUGGAAACCACUGGUGCCUGUCUACCUCCCACAAAAUCUUGGAAAUCUCUUCUCCUAAUGACCUGUAAGUGCUGGAGGCCAAAAGAAAGCAGUGGAAAGGCAUGGCAAACAAACCUUCACCUGUUUCCCUGAGCAAAGCCAUUGAAGGCAUGGAGGGGAUCAGGAUGUGCAACCCCAGGAAAGCCUUCUCCUUUAGGCAAGCGCACAGACACAGAGCUUGGGGUUUUCAAGCUCUCCCAGCCUGUCCCAUCUGCACAGUGAAGGCUGGAAAAUGCCCCCUCCCCCAGUUGUUUCUGCUUCAUGCCUGGAAGCAGGAGCCAUAACAUGUUGAAGGAACUAAAGGUAAGGGAAAAAUCUACCCUGUCUUAUAGUAGGAUCUUUGGGCAGUUCAUUCUUCUUCAAAAAUGCGACCUGAUCUAGGUUGACCUGCUUCUGCAGGGGAGUUGGACUAGAUGAUCUCUAAAGGUCCCAUCCAACCCCAUCAUUCUAUGAUUCUAUGAAAAAUCUGUGUGAAAAAACUUAUUCUUGCUCUGAAUUAGCUGGCUUCAGCUUCUAUUGGAUCUCAUUCUGCCCAUUUAGAAAAACUGAGCAACUCUGCUAUCAAAAUCCCUUUUUCCUUGUUGGUGCUUGCAAGUCGUCAUUGUAUUAUAUUAAAUGGCUUGAUCUUUAA